This is a messenger RNA of Aspergillus calidoustus, 1806 nucleotides long. NCBI's taxonomy places the organism in Eukaryota, Fungi, Ascomycota, Eurotiomycetes, Eurotiales, Aspergillaceae. The record is from the annotation of a GenBank genome assembly.
CGGAGGGUUAAUUGCUCCGUACCCACCAGCCCUUUUAUAACAUCGAAACCCCCCGAGGAGGGUUUCGAGGAGGCUUCAGAGGCAUCCCAUUAUUUCAAUCUCAGUCUCCCCUACCCAGAACAUGACGGCCUACGCACCGGUCCAUCCAUCCCAGAGGCGUGUCGCUUGUGAGCUCUGCAGGAGACACAAGUCGAAAUGUCAACGUAUCCACCGACACGACUCCAAGUGUUCACGCUGUAUGAUCCUUGGCAAAGAGUGUAUUACCGGGCAGCAGAAGAAAGUCGGGAGGCCGAAGCAUGUGGCCAGUCCUGCCCGUGGUGCGCCCAGGGAGACUGGUUCCAUCUCCAGGCCUGCCGCAAACGCGGCGGUGCGAAGGAAAGCGCCCGAUCGGCAUAGCCAAGAGGAUUGCUUUUUUCGUCCUGAACAGGCCGAAGACUUGGGAGAUGUACAAUACAAUCUAGACCCACCCCCGGUCGCCAUGGCAGCAGCAGAGGGUUAUUCCGUCCGGCCGAUAUGGUCAAAUCCAGGGAUGGAAACAAUGCAGCGGACACAGCUGAUCCCGAAUAUUGCCUUUGAUGAUGACGAGUUUCCCAUGGCCGGGAUCGACUCUAGCAGCAACUGGAGAGCCUCAGAUAAUGACCCUCCCAACCCGGCUGGCUAUCGCAUCUAUGGCGCGUCGCCUACACUGGAGAUGGCAGGGCAUGAAAGUUCACAAGGCGACAUCGCAAGCACAGACGCCAUGACAAAACUCUCCCAGAUCAACCUAGACUUGCACAUCCGGAUCGCAGCCGCCGAGAAGUGCCGCACGAUGGUAGACUUGAAUACCCUUUUAUACCCACAAGGCCCGCUCUUCAUUGGAGACUAUACCCUGGCCGAGUUCAUCCUCAAGACCUCGGAGGACUUUUCGCAGAUACUGACGCGUCUCCGGAUCGCGCACAUUGCGCCCCCUCUGACCAUGGGCGAUUCUCCAAGCUUCUCCGCGAAACCCCUGCCUGCCCCUCUUGCAUUGACUAUUACGAGUAUCUUCGCCCAACUAAUCUCCCUCCAUGAGCUGGUCCUCGACCACCUCAUCACCCGAAUCGAGCGACUCUCCACUGACCCGCUUACGCCCAUCCGAACCGUCAAAUUCAAAGGGCUUCUGCAACCAGAUAAACCCUGCGCCCAGGGUACGGUCUUCUCCAACGCCAUUGUGGCCCUACUAGAGGAAAUGGAGGGUGCAUUGGGCAUCAACGACACGGGCGAGCCUGGUGGGAUGUGUCUACUGUCGGCGAGACAGGCGGACGUGCUGCGGAGUGAAUUGGAGGGUCGAGUAGGGAUUACUUCUCCGGCUGGAGGUGAAGCCAUGAGGCUCGCCGACGUGAAACAGCUUUUUCGAAAAGUGGCUACUGUUCUUUGCGAGUUUUCUUUGCGGGAAUGAUGUGAAGGGCGAGGGUGGUCGCCAGGCUAGCGUUGGCGGAUGACUGCCGUUCAUUUUCCAGAUACCCAAUUGAUCCUCACUUCAUGUGCAGUUAAUCUCACGUCUGAAAAUAUGAUAAUUUCCCACCUUGGGGACCAAGCCUUGUCUGCGUCUCGUAAAGGCGAUACGAGCACAGACAUGGUCUGCAGAGCAGAGGGAUGCCAGUCCCCGCUACCUUGAACGAUUCGGCACUAUUCCGAGGCUAGCUUGCAAGGCUGGGGGUUGUGUAAAUUAAGUUGAUGCUAUGUGAGGGAAAGCUCAGACCAUUUCCAUCGGACUAGCUCAUGUGGAGGAACCCGUGGGCGUUCUAGACUCCAUUACCCUGAAUAAUACGUGAACAGCACGUGGAG